Messenger RNA from Zea mays, 1115 nucleotides. RefSeq lists its product as uncharacterized. The coding region runs from base 115 to 834 and encodes 239 amino acids. NCBI's taxonomy places the organism in Eukaryota, Viridiplantae, Streptophyta, Magnoliopsida, Poales, Poaceae. The transcript has 4 exons. The record is from RefSeq and is marked provisional. Gene Ontology annotation, cellular component: plasma membrane.
UUUACACUGCCAUGCCACAGCCACAGCAUCACGUCCACUCAUUAGCAAGGUAGCCCGUGCUGCACCUGCCUGCCAGCCGCAGCUGUCCUGCCUUUGCCUUCCCAUAGCAUAGCCAUGGACAUUUGGAAGUCCAAGGUGUUGCCCAAGAUCAAGCUCGUCUUCGUCAAGAGCGCCGGCAAGAAGGCCGCCGCCGCCGCCGAGCUCGUCAAGUCCUUCGACGAGUCCAAGGAGGGGAUCGAUGGCGAGUUCCAGGAGAAGAAGGCUGAUCUCCAGCCCAAGGUCGUCGAGAUCUACGAGUCUGCCCCUGCACCACUCAAGGUCCUGAUCAAGGAGAGGAGCAAGGUGUCCGGGAUCAAGAAGAACUCCGCCGCAAUCACCAAGUUCUUCGAGGAGCUGGCCAAGAUCGAAUUCCCUGGAGCCAAGCAAGUGAGCGACGGCAUCUCCAAGGCCGGCCCGGCCCUGCUGUCCGGCCCCAUCUUCGCCACGUUCGAGAAGGUCUCCACGCUGCUCCCUGUCGUCGCUGCCGAGGAGCCGGCCAAGGAGGCCCCGGCCCCGCCCGCCACUGAGGAGGCAGCCACGAAGGAAGCGCCUGUUGACGAGAAGAAAGAGGAAGCCCCCGCCCCCGCCGCCGCCGUCGAGAAGAAGGAAGAGACCCAAGAAGAGGAGAAGAAAGAAGACACCCCUGCACCGCCCGCCGCCGAGACUGCUCCUCCUGCUGAUGCAGCAGCUGCUACAGAGCAGCCCGCUGCGGAGGCCGCGGCAGAAGCUGAGGCUCCACCUGCACCUGCCGUGGCGGAGCCGGCCAAGGCCGAGGAGGAGACACCCAAGGCCUAGCUAGCUAGGGUUCAGCAGGUUCAUCUUCUUGCGCUUGCUGCCCCUAGCUAGCUAGCUGGUGUACCGUGCUCUUUAAUCACGUCACCAUCCAUAUUGUUGUUGCAUAUAUAUGCACACAAUGUUUUUGUUGCUCCAGAUGUUAUUGCUGUGCAAACCCGUGUUAGAUAUUUAUGUAUGUAUAUGUAAGCCUAUAUUAUUUUUUUUGCCACUACGUAUUCAUAUGCAGUGUGAGGAGGUAUGUAUAUUAUUGCCAGUUUUGGUUCAACUCAAUCAUUCUUUAA